GGUCCCUCCGUGCGGGACCGGGUCCGUGCCACCCCCACCCUCCAGGGGGCAGGGCCUGUCUGCUCCGGCUUGGCUAAUGGUGGAGCCGCCCCAGCGUGUUGACCCGGGACCCGCCCGCCAGCUCCUGAAGCGACGCGCUGGGGGAAGCUGGCUCCGGCUGCUGGUUUUUUCCUUUAUUACGUCUAUUGAAGUCCUAAGAGUGGAAGUUGCUGCCAGAGAGAUGCAGGAGUGGAAGGGACCUUGGUAGAUCAUCCAGUCCUGUCCCCUGCACUGAGACAGGAUCAGGUACACUUUGUCGAUGUCAAAAGUACUUCAAGGAGAAAGCCAUACCCAAGACAUUUUGCAUAUGAAUCUUGAUAAUGACAGCUCAAGAAAAAGAAAUUGGGGAUUGUUGGUCACUGGCAUUGUUGGUGGGACAUUGGUGGUACUGUAUGCUGUUGCCACUCCAUUCAUAACUCCAGCACUGAGAAAAAUUUGCCUUCCUUUUGUACCUGCAACUUCAACUCAGAUUGAAAAUGUUUUGAAAAUGUUACAGUACAGAAGUGGAUCUCUGGUUGACAUAGGUAGCGGCGAUGGACGUAUUGUGAUAGCAGCUGCAAAAGAAGGAUUCAAAGCUGUUGGUUAUGAAUUAAAUCCCUGGCUAGUCUGGUACUCCAGAUAUCGUGCUUGGAGAGAAGGGAUGCAUCAUAAUGCCAAAUUUUAUAUUUCAGAUUUGUGGAAGGUUAGCUUUUCCCAGUAUACAAAUGUUGUUGUUUUUGGGGUACCUCAAAUGAUGCCACAGUUAGAGAAGAAGCUUGAAGAAGAACUUGAUCACAAUGCCAGAGUUGUUGCCUGCCGUUUUCCUUUCCCACAUUGGAUGCCAGAUCAUACUACUGGAGAAGGAAUAGACGUGGUGUGGGCCUAUGAUUCAAAAGCUUUCAAAGGAAAUGAAAAGACGCUCAGAAACUGUGCAAAAGAUGCAUCCUUUGCACCCCCGACCGACCUCACCGAGGCCGGCCAGGAGCACCCACGUCUGCCCAAGCGCCCCCGACCAACCUCACCGAGGCCAGCCAGCAGCACCCACAGGACGACGAUGACAGAUACCAGUCAUACUGCACCAUCUGCCGUCCGCAAGGCAAGGCAAGGGGAUGCUGCUGUUUAGUGCUGCAGUACCACGUCUGCCAGCAGCAUCCAGUAGAAAUACGGUGACAGUGAAAAAAGGCGAGAAACAAAUUUUUCCUGUUGCUUUCACGGAGGGGAGGGGGAGGCCUGACGACAUGUACCCAGAACCACCCGCAACAAUGUUUUUGCCACAUCAGGCAUUGGGAGCUCAACCCAGAAUUCAAAUGGUUGGCGGAGACUGCGGGAACUGUGGGAUAGCUAGUCAUCAGUCGCCCCUCCCUCCGUUAGAGCAACUGCAGACAAUCGUUUCGCACCUUUUUUCCGCGCAGACGCCAUAGCACAGCAAGCAUGGAGCCCGUUCAGCUCAUGGCAGCAGUUAUGAGCAUUGUAAACACCUCGCACAUUAUCCUGUAGUAUGUGAAGAACCUGCAAAAGCAGGCGAGGAGGCGAUGACAGCACGAUCACGAUAGUGAUGAGGACAUGGACACAGACUUAUCUCAAAGUGCGGGCCCCGGCAAUGUGGACAUCAUGGUGUUAAUGGAGCAGGUUCAUGCCAUGGAACGCCGAUUCUGGGCCCGGGAAACAAGCACAGACUGUUGGGAUCACAUAGUGUUGCAGGUCUGGGAUGAUUCCCAGUGGCUCCGAAACUUUCGCAUGCGUAAGGACACUUCCAUGGAACUUUGUGACUUGCUUUCCCCUGCCCUGAAGCGCAAGAAUACCAAGAUGAGAACAGCCCUUACAGUUCACAAGAGAGUGGCGAUAGCCCUCUGGAAGCUUGCAACGCCAGACAGCUACCGGUCAGUCAGAGAUCAAUUUAGAGUGGGUAAAUCUACCAUGGGGGCUGCUGUGAUCCAAGUAGCCAAUGCAAUCACUGAGCUGUGGCU
Messenger RNA from Emys orbicularis (European pond turtle), 1985 nucleotides. It is a transcript of the gene ATPSCKMT, whose product is annotated as ATP synthase c subunit lysine N-methyltransferase. The record is from RefSeq and is a predicted model, not a curated record. Gene Ontology annotation, molecular function: protein-lysine N-methyltransferase activity. Gene Ontology annotation, cellular component: mitochondrion. Lineage: Eukaryota; Metazoa; Chordata; Testudines; Emydidae. Bases 299 to 1141 code for a protein of 280 amino acids. Gene Ontology annotation, biological process: peptidyl-lysine trimethylation; regulation of mitochondrial ATP synthesis coupled proton transport; positive regulation of proton-transporting ATP synthase activity, rotational mechanism. The transcript is spliced from 6 exons.